This is a messenger RNA of Fusarium subglutinans, 807 nucleotides long. Its product is annotated as cytochrome p450. Gene Ontology annotation, molecular function: iron ion binding; monooxygenase activity; heme binding. The record is from RefSeq and is a predicted model, not a curated record. The coding region runs from base 1 to 807 and encodes 268 amino acids. NCBI's taxonomy places the organism in Eukaryota, Fungi, Ascomycota, Sordariomycetes, Hypocreales, Nectriaceae. The transcript is spliced from 5 exons.
AUGGGAUGGGGAAAGACCCUGACUUUUCUUCCUUUUGGAGAACGUUGGCAAAUGCACAGAAAGUUACUCCAGACCUCGUUCAGCAACACAAAUGUCCGCCAAUGGCACACUCUGCAGAUAACAGAAGCCCGACGAACGAUUCAGAAUAUGCUUAAGAAGCCUGAAACUUGGGAAACGUCGUUACGCAGGCUUGCGGUUGCCAUCGUUCUGCAAGUGAGCUAUGGCACCCAAGUGCUCGAGGACGAUGACCCCUACAUCCAAAUCGCCAACGAUGCCAUGUAUGCUACUGGCAAUGGUGGAGUUCCUGCCAACAGUAUUGUUGAUCUAGUUCCAUUCGUACGCUACCUCCCCGACUGCAUUGUCCGCGACUGGUCCCUGCGAUUCGCCCGGCAAUGGCGCUGGGCUAUUAAAAAGCUUCACGACGUCCCAUUCGCGGCUGCACAAGCUGAAUGCCACAGAUAUGAUCGUCAUAGAAACAAAUCUCUAGCACAUCACCUCCUACGUGAGUAUAAAGAAAAUGAGUCCCGUGGUCAGGAACAACAGUGGUCCCUUGAUGAUAUCAAAGGGGCAGCAGGAGCAGUUUUUAUUGCGGGAGCAGAUACGACAUGGGCUACAUGCGUAAUCUUUAUUCUCAACAUGGUUCUUCACCCGGAAAUACAGGUGAAGGCACAGCAAGAGCUUGAUGCGGUGAUUGGGUCUAAUAGACUUCCCGACUUCUCGGACCGGCCCGCUUUGGUUUAUAUCGAACAUAUUGUCCAGGAGAUUUAUCGGCAUCUUCACAAAGCUGGUCGCCACUGGCUCCUCUAG